Peromyscus eremicus (cactus mouse) is the source of this 970-nucleotide messenger RNA. It is a transcript of the gene Scgn, whose product is annotated as secretagogin, EF-hand calcium binding protein. The transcript is spliced from 11 exons. Gene Ontology annotation, cellular component: synapse; cytosol; terminal bouton. Gene Ontology annotation, molecular function: calcium ion binding. NCBI's taxonomy places the organism in Eukaryota, Metazoa, Chordata, Mammalia, Rodentia, Cricetidae. The record is from RefSeq and is a predicted model, not a curated record. Bases 1 to 831 code for a protein of 276 amino acids. Gene Ontology annotation, biological process: regulation of long-term synaptic potentiation; regulation of presynaptic cytosolic calcium ion concentration.
AUGGACAACGCACGCGGACAGCCCCAGGCACGUCUGGAUGCCGCUGGCUUCUGGCAGAUCUGGCAGCGCUUCGACAAGGAAGAAAAAGGCUACAUAAGAGAGACAGAGCUGGAUGCCUUCUUUGACCAUUUGCUGGCAAAAUCUGGCACCGGGGACACUUGUAUGGAAGAAAACGUGCAGAGAGUGAAACAGCAGUUAAUGACUGUCCGCAGCGUCCCUAAAGAAGGUCACAUACGGAUGAAAGAGCUUGCCAGUAUGUUCUUAUCUGAGGAUGAAAAUUUCCUCCUGUUCUUUCGCCUGGAAACUCCCUUGGAUAACAGCGUGGAGUUCAUGCAGAUUUGGCGCAAAUACGACGCGGACAGCAGCGGCUUCAUAUCAGCUGCCGAGCUCUGCAACUUUCUCCGAGAUCUUUUCCUCCACCACAAAAAGGCUAUUUCUGAGGCUGAACUGGAAGAGUACACCGGCACCAUGAUGAAGAUCUUUGACAAAAACAAAGAUGGCCGUUUGGAUCUUAACGACUUGGCGAGGAUUCUGGCUCUUCAGGAAAACUUCCUUCUCCAAUUUAAAAUGGAUGCUUCUUCUACUGAAGAGAGGAAGAGGGACUUUGAGAAAAUCUUCGCCCAUUAUGAUGUUAGUAAAACUGGAGCCCUGGAAGGCCCAGAGGUGGAUGGAUUUGUCAAAGACAUGAUGGAGCUGGUCCAGCCCAGCAUCAGCGGUGUGGAUCUUGAUAAGUUCCGGGAGAUUCUGCUUCGCCAUUGUGAUGUGAACAAGGAUGGAAAGAUCCAGAAGUCUGAGCUGGCACUGUGUCUGGGGCUGAAAAUGAACCCCUGAUCCCCGGCUGCUCGGCUCUCUGCUAUGUGUCUGUGCUCUUACCAUGAGAAGUGUGUUUGUGCUUUGCUCUCGGGGCCCCGCCAGCAAACCUUCUCACUGAUGGAGUGGUACUCUUGGGCAGAGGGAGGGACCCUAGGGU